AUGAGCUCCGACGACAACGCUGCUGCCUCCACGCCUGCGGUCAUCGCCACAGAACUGAAGCUACCAAAUUUUUGGCCGAAAAAUCCAAGAGUUUGGUUCAGCCAAGUGGAGGCCCGUUUUCAGCUCCGGCAUAUCACCUCGCAGUCGACAAAAUAUCUUCACGUCGUCGCAGCCCUGCCCCCCGAAAUCGCCGACGCUAUCGACGACAUUUUGGUUUCACCCCCCGCGCAAGAACAAUAUGACACCCUCAAAAAGACGGUGCUGGACCGCCUCGAGGCGCCUGAAGAAAGCAGACUGCAGCAGCUCUUGUGUCGCGAAGAGCUGGGCGACCAACGACCUUCCCAACUGCUGCACCGUAUGCGGCAACUACUCGGUGUGCACGCGCGUCAGGACGGCCAGCUCCCACUUCUUCGUGAACUUUUCCUGCAACGGCUCCCCCAGUCGGUGCGCGUGGUUCUCGCGGGUUCAAAUGAGACGUCCCUUGAUCAACUAGCGCAACUUGCCGAUCGCAUCACGGAAUACUCAACUCCAACCUUUGCGCCCAUAGCUGCUGCAAGAACACAUGAGCAACCAGAUCGACUGUCGCGCCUUGAGGAGAAACUGCAACACCUUACCGAGACCAUGCAGAAACUUGUGCUAUCUGGCGCUCCCCAACAGGACGAGCAACGACGCAACCGAUCCCCUUCAAGACACCCAAGCUCUUCCCAGAGAAGCCAUGCACGAGAUACACAGGACGGAGUCGACCGCGUAAGCAACUCGCGCCUGCUAGUCGACACGGGAGCCGAAAUCUCUAUUGUCCCGGCAACCCCCGAGGAUCGCCGACGUAGCAAGAACACAUCGUCGCUGCAGGCAGUGAACAACACUGCCAUCGCUACGUACGGCUUCCGCUCGCUGACAAUAGACGUCGGACUCAGGCGCCUGUUUCGCUGGGUCUUCGUGGUGGCGGAUGUUAAUUUCGCCAUACUCGGAGCAGAUUUUCUCAGCCACUUCAACCUGGAUGUGAGCGUACGUGACCGUUGCCUCAAGGAUAACAACACAUCCCUCAAAGUACGUGGUUUGGAGUCAAACAUCUGCUCAUCUGGCAUCUGCGCCUUCCAGCCAGUAUCAGCCUACCACCACGUCCUGGCCGAAUUCCCCUCGCUCACCAAGCCCCGCAACACGGAACAGCCGGGUGAAACAUAA
Messenger RNA from Rhipicephalus sanguineus (brown dog tick), 1182 nucleotides. RefSeq lists its product as uncharacterized. Bases 1 to 1182 code for a protein of 393 amino acids. Gene Ontology annotation, biological process: proteolysis. The record is from RefSeq and is a predicted model, not a curated record. Gene Ontology annotation, molecular function: aspartic-type endopeptidase activity. The transcript is spliced from 2 exons. Lineage: Eukaryota; Metazoa; Arthropoda; Arachnida; Ixodida; Ixodidae.